Daucus carota subsp. sativus is the source of this 1221-nucleotide messenger RNA. Its product is annotated as alpha carbonic anhydrase 7. The coding region runs from base 111 to 1028 and encodes 305 amino acids. Gene Ontology annotation, molecular function: carbonate dehydratase activity; zinc ion binding. The record is from RefSeq and is a predicted model, not a curated record. Lineage: Eukaryota; Viridiplantae; Streptophyta; Magnoliopsida; Apiales; Apiaceae. The transcript is spliced from 7 exons. Gene Ontology annotation, biological process: one-carbon metabolic process.
CAUAAGAUUAUACACUCUAAGUGCUUGUACAGUUGUGUUUUAAUUUACACUUUUUGGAUCGAUCAGUAUCUACUACAUCUAAUUCAAAAUAUCGAUCUUAGACAUACGAAAUGAGAUCAAAAUUUAUAGUUGGUCUUAUUGUUUGUAUUCUGAUUCUGCAUGCGCAAACAAACCAAGCUCAAGAACUCGGCAGCUGGUUCUCAGCGGAACAAGAAGAAUACUCGUAUGAUGAAAGCAGCGGGAGGGGACCUAGCCAGUGGGGAAAGCUAAAACCAGAGUGGGAAUUAUGCAAGAAGGGGAAAAUGCAAUCUCCGGUUGAUCUGAGAAACGUAAAGGUUGAGACUGUUCCAGACUCGGAGCAAGUAUAUGCGCAGCACCAACCUUCUUUUACAACCUUAGUAAAUAGAGGACACGAUAUUGCUCUGGAAUGGAUAGGUGAUGCAGGAUCAAUUGAGAUCAAUGGCAUGGAAUAUCGACUCCAACAAGUUCAUUGGCAUGCCCCUUCUGAGCACACUGUCUAUGGCAUGAGAUACGAGUUGGAACGACAUGCAGUUCAUGUAAAUGUGGAAACAGACGAGAUUGCUGUGAUUAGUGUCCUGUACAAAAUAGGCCGAAAAGAUCCAUUUCUAAACCAGCUGAGGAGAUAUUUGAAGGCUAUGGUGGAAACAAACAUAAAUGAAACUUACCCCGGAAUAAUCGAUCCCAGUGAUAUUACAGGAGAUGAGGAGAGUUUUUAUAGAUAUUCGGGUUCCCUUACGACUCCCCCUUGUACUGAAGGCGUCACUUGGACUGUCCAGAACAAGAUAAGGACUGUUUCAAGAAGACAAGUUGACCUGCUGCUUGAUGCUGUCCAUGGUAAUGAAAAUGCGAGACCAGUGCAAGCAAUAAACAAGAGGAAGAUCUACCUCUAUGUUCCUUGCCAAGGGAAUGACUGGACUUGUGUUUUCUCUCGAAAAAAGAUGGACUGGAGUGUCAUUUUCUAUCCACUGGAGUAUUUGCAGCGCAAGCUAUUCUACACAUCCAGUUGAAUAUAUUUCACUCUCAAUAAUACGAACCCGAGCGACUUCAGAUUGUUGGAAAUAGAUUUUUCUCUUCAUGAUAGAAGCCCAAACUGAUUUCACAAUAGUGAUUGUGUGACUGAUCAAGAACACUUCCAUUUUUACUGUCAAUUAAGAUUCACUAUUCUCACGUUAUUAUUAUCCAAAUAAGUUCUUGGCAAAA